Molecule: messenger RNA, 554 nt
Organism: Tachyglossus aculeatus (Australian echidna)
Lineage: Eukaryota; Metazoa; Chordata; Mammalia; Monotremata; Tachyglossidae
Product: phospholipase A2-like
Exons: 4
Coding region: 1-510 (169 amino acids)
Biological process (GO): lipid catabolic process; phospholipid metabolic process; arachidonate secretion
Molecular function (GO): phospholipid binding; calcium ion binding
Source: RefSeq, a predicted model, not a curated record
AUGGAGCCGCGGGAGGGGCAGGGGCUGCUCCCGCUCCUGCUCCUGCUCCUGCUCCUGCUGCCGCCGGAGCCCGGUGAUGGGAAGUCCCGGCCCCAGAGGAGCCUAAUUGAACUGGUUGAGGCUGUUCAGUGCAGCACCAAGGUAUCAGUUUGGGCGUAUACUGACUACGGAUGCUACUGUGGCUUAGGUGGAAGUGGCUGGCCUCAGGACAAAACCGACUGGUGCUGUCACCAUCACGACUGCUGUUAUGGGAAAGCUGAGGUUGCUGGUUGCAGCCCCAUGGUGGAUCCGUACAAAUUUGUGUGCAAAAACAAGCAGGUGGAAUGUGAUUCCCUGAAAGACAUAUGCCAAAAAAUGAUAUGCAAGUGUGACAGUGAGGCUGCCAAGUGCUGGGCCAAAGCUAGAUUCAAUCCAUCACUUAAAUACUUUCAACAAAAUUCCUGUGGAGCGAUCCAGCCCUCGUGCAAGGCAGACAAGGACAAAAAACAUGUCUUCUCAGAAAACCAUUAAAAUGCAAAAAAUAAAAAUUUUCACUAAUUAAAAUCGUUCGAUUA